Messenger RNA from Penicillium paradoxum, 1719 nucleotides. Its product is annotated as NYN domain-containing protein. Gene Ontology annotation, biological process: protein import into nucleus. Gene Ontology annotation, cellular component: nucleus. The transcript is spliced from 2 exons. The coding region runs from base 1 to 1719 and encodes 572 amino acids. The record is from RefSeq and is a predicted model, not a curated record. Gene Ontology annotation, molecular function: guanyl-nucleotide exchange factor activity; small GTPase binding. NCBI's taxonomy places the organism in Eukaryota, Fungi, Ascomycota, Eurotiomycetes, Eurotiales, Aspergillaceae.
AUGCUCCCUUCGGACUCCACCGAGGGUUCAAACUGGGGCUUCGCUCAAGUGCACCACCUACUGAGGUCGCCCAUCAACGGGGGCAGUGCGGGGCCCAGUCACCACAAUGAAUCUACAUUCCGAUUAUUUCACGAAGAACAAUCCGUGGAUGCUUCUCCUCACGACAGUCGCAAAGGCUUCACGUCAUCUAGGCUUCAGCCGAGUCGCACUCGGCUAGGUGACUUUGGCCCGCUUUGGAAGCUUCUUCAUGAAGACCCUGCUUCUACUAGUGUCACACCAACAUUGUUGACCACCAACCCCGACCUGAAAAAAGGUCAAUCCUCAUUUGAUAUCUUGCCUUCCAGUCCAUCUCAAGGGUCCGUCAAAGAUGGCUCAUUUUCCGACUCCUCCAACACUGAAUGCACUGGCGCUGUUCCACGCAGCACCUCUCCGAUCAUUGGCGAAAGAAAGCGUCGGGUACUCAAGGACACCAUCACCAACUAUGCUUCUGACUCCACAUCCCGUGCUUCUGUCGAAUAUCACUCAUUUUCAAUUUUGAAGCGUCCCUCGGGUCAUGAGCCUCUUGCAAAGAAUACCAAUGUGACAUUUGAUAUUUCACGGACGCCUACAAAGACAGUCACCAGAGCCGGCGAUGAAAAUACUACCCCCAAAGUGAAACGCAAGCCUCGAUCUCGUGGAAAAGGUUUUCGAAAUGACCCAUUCUCUUCCGAAGGUAGUGCCGGAGUAGAUUCGGACGCAAGUUUCAUCUUUGAUCGUCCCAUGCCUGGCAAAUACGACGCCUUUGCAUUCGUUCCAUCUCAAGUUGGCGCACCUGAAGUGAAGAAUAACCAAUAUGAUACGCCGCCGUCUUCAUACGAUGAUCAAGACUGGACACUGAGCACCAACCCGGGCCUUGCUUCUGGAGGUACUCGCAUUCGGUCCGCCUUGUACCAGUCAAUUUCAGAGCGCAGAGCUGCGUUGAUGACCCGACUCCUUCGAGAGUUCCCUGAUUAUGCCAAGCUCGCAUACCAUGUGGGACAGGCCUUACCAGUUGAGACUAGCGAGAGUAUUCAUUCACAACCUAUCCAUAUCUUUGUUGAUAUGUCGAAUAUCCUGGUGGGAUUCCACGAUUCGGUGAAAGCCUCGCGAAACAUUCCUCUUUCGACUCGUAUUCGUCGUGUCCACAUGUCCUUUGCCAACCUUGCGUUGAUUAUGGAACGCGAGCGUCAGACCGCCAAGAGAGUCUUGGUGGGUUCCGAUCGCCUUCCUUGCGUUGACGAAGCCGAGAGAUUGGGCUACGAACCGAAUAUCCUUGAGCGUGUCCACAAGAUGAAGCCCACGAAGCCCAUCACACCCCGUCGCAACAAGUCCUGGAAGAACUCUGGUUCCGGUUCUCAGGGGGCAUCCAGCGGUCCUGAAACGGUCGCUGCCUCUGGUGAGCGAUGGGUUGAGCAAGGUGUGGACGAAAUUCUGCAUCUGAAGAUCCUCGAGAGCCUUUUAGACACCGAUAAACCGGCGACAAUUGUCUUAGCGACGGGUGAUGCGGCAGUGGCAGAAUUCUCCGGUGGCUUCAUGAAAAUGGUUGAGCGCGCGCUACAGCGCGGUUGGAUUGUUGAGCUUGUGAGCUUCGCCUCGGGCACAAGCUAUGCAUACCGCAAGAAGGAGUUUCGGCAGCAGUGGGGUGAGCAGUUCAAGCUUGUUGAACUGGAUCCGUACGUGGAAGAGCUUUUUGAAUACUAG